AAUGCUUAUUUCUGUAACUGAGUACUCAAUCUUUCACCACUUCCGCAUUGGAUCAAACAUGGUUUGAAAUACAUCGACAGGAUGUUUCGUAGAUUAUUUCUGACCAGACAGCUUCCAACCUUGCGAUGGAUGCGUCCCUAUUGUGAGGCUAAUGGCGCCCCACCAACAGAAGCAGAGCAGCAGUUGGUUGGCAUACUGAAAGAGAGGUUUCCUACUGCUUCUUAUGUUGAGGUCACAGAUAUCUCUGGAGGCUGUGGAGCAAUGUAUGAGGUUCUGAUAGAAGCAGAUUCAUUUCAAGGCAAGCGAAAAGUAGCACAGCAUAAAAUGGUAACAGAGGCACUCAAAGAACAGAUAAAGGACAUGCAUGGGUUACGCAUCACAACAAAAGUUCCAGAUGUUUCUUAGCGUCAUAAUCAUUGUGUGGGACUUUGUGUACUAAUUAGACAAUAUGUGUUUGAGAAUGAUGUGAAAUGUCUGUCGGACAGUGGUAUAAUAAAUCCAUUGUUAUCAUUGUUCCUAAAGAGGAAUAACUAGGAACCACACUGCUAUGGUGAAUGCUCAGGAAUACCAAGUAUAUCUUUGCAACCUGUCAUAUAUAUUAUCUUUAAAAUCACAAAAAAAAAAACCAGAAAAGAUUUUGGGUAUAACUGUAUAACAUGAAAUGUUUGCGCAUACUUUCUUUCAUGGUUCAGUGAUUACAAAUUAUUUCGUAGUUAUAAAUUAGCACAUGCAUAAAUAUUGUAACAAUAAUACAUACAACAAUGUUCGCUGUAUUUAUAUUUGUGGUUCCAUAGCAACAAUGAAAACAAUGAAAGUUUAUAAACAAUGAACAUUUUAUGUUAUACAGUACCGUCUAUAACCAAAUUAAAAUCUGUUUCUUUCAGGAACCAUUUCUUGUUGAAGUUAUAUGAUACAGUAUGGAAAUUAACGGAAAUAAAUCAAUGUUUAUGAUUUUA
Molecule: messenger RNA, 956 nt
Organism: Pecten maximus
Lineage: Eukaryota; Metazoa; Mollusca; Bivalvia; Pectinida; Pectinidae
Product: bolA-like protein 3
Exons: 4
Coding region: 82-405 (107 amino acids)
Source: RefSeq, a predicted model, not a curated record